Messenger RNA from Paramecium tetraurelia, 1413 nucleotides. RefSeq lists its product as uncharacterized. Gene Ontology annotation, biological process: amino acid transmembrane transport. Gene Ontology annotation, molecular function: amino acid transmembrane transporter activity. The record is from RefSeq and is a predicted model, not a curated record. The transcript is spliced from 3 exons. Lineage: Eukaryota; Ciliophora; Oligohymenophorea; Peniculida; Parameciidae.
AUGUCAUAUUCACAAGUUCAUUUUAGUGAUAUGUAAUCAACCUUCAUUAGCAACUAUAUGGAGAUGGAGGAGCCAGUCUAGGAGAAGGAAUAGUAACUGAAUUGGUGCUAACGUACCUUUGGUCCUCUGAAAAAGGGGGGAAUAAGAAUGAGUAUUAUCAGUUUGUUGGCUCCGUGUUUGGGUGUUGGUAUGUUGGGUUUGCCAUAUAGAGCAAAGGAAUAAGGACUCAUAACUGAAUUGCUGUUGAUUGCACUUUGUGGAAUAAUCUCAUGUGUAUCGAUGCAUAUUUUAAGUUGGAGUGCAGGUGAUUUGCAAUGUUCAUCAUUUAGUGAACUAAUUCAGAUGAGUUUGGGGAACAAGAUGAAGAGAUUAUUUGAAAUAUUAACUAUCUGUUAUUGUCUAUUGGGAAUUACAUAACUCUAGAUCUCUUUUCAAUUAUUUAUAUAUGAACUUUUCAGAUAUUUUGAGAUUGCUGUUGAUCAAAGAGAAUUGGCAAUAAUAGUCCAAUUGAUAUUCAUAAUACCGAACCUUUUGAUAUCUUUUCAGAAGACUCUAUUCAAAUUAAGAUACUUCUCGUUGGUAGGCGUAAUAUCUGUGAUAUACAUAACCUUCCUUACCUCACUUGAUUACUUUGUUAGAGGUUCAUACAGUGAUGAUAUUAAAAUCAAAUUGAUAGACGUGGAUUUCAAGAUAUUCACUACUUUUGCAAUGACAUUCUUCUGUUACAUAUGUCAUCUGUUUAUAUUCCCAAUAAGAAAGGAAUUGCAUAACCCAACAAUCUCUCGUUAGUCCAAAAUAUGGAAAAGACAAACUCUAAUUUGUUAUAUAGUUUAUUCGAUAAUUUGCAUAUGUGGCUACUUAAGAUUUGGGGAUGACACAAAAGCAUGGGUUAUCAAUAAUUAUCAUGGAGAUCUCUUUUUUAUGGGUAAGUUGGGAAUGUCUUUUGCUUUAUUCUUCGCGGUCCCUUUGAACAUUUUGGCAUGCAGAUAAAUUAUACAUGAUAUGUUGCUAUCAGAUGAAAUGGAAUACCAAAUCAAACAUAAGAGUCUGAGGAUUUAAGCCCAAGAUGGGAAGAUUACUUUUGAAGUUGAUAGUGUUGAUUCUUUCAGAUCCAAGAUUCAUAUCUACUCAACCUUGUUACUGCAAUUUGGUAGUGCUAUUCUUGCUCUGAUUUUACCCAAUAUCAAUCGCUAUGUCACAGUGUUAGGAGGACUCUUGGGUACAACUAUGGUUUGUCUUAUUCCUGUUCUGAUCUACUUAAGGGAAUAUAGGGAUAAGUUGAAUUACUACAUAGUCAUUUUAGAAAUCACAGGAGUUGUGUUUGGUUGGAUUGGAGCUGUUUAUGGUUAAUUUUGAUAGGAAAUAGUUUUAUACAAUUUUUCAUCGCUUAUCAUCGUAAAAUUAUUCAUUUAA